Aethalodelphis obliquidens (Pacific white-sided dolphin) is the source of this 4370-nucleotide messenger RNA. RefSeq names its product membrane bound transcription factor peptidase, site 1 (gene MBTPS1). Gene Ontology annotation, cellular component: Golgi apparatus. Lineage: Eukaryota; Metazoa; Chordata; Mammalia; Artiodactyla; Delphinidae. Gene Ontology annotation, molecular function: serine-type endopeptidase activity. Gene Ontology annotation, biological process: proteolysis. Bases 567 to 3731 code for a protein of 1054 amino acids. The transcript has 25 exons. The record is from RefSeq and is a predicted model, not a curated record.
UCAGGCCCCUGCCCUCAGCUGUGAGAGAACAUCAGCCAUCUCUCCCCCACAGGCUGAUUAUACUUUGAAAGGUAUUCGUGCUCACGUGCAGUUUAAUACUCAGCAGUUUUCUUUGGCAACAGCUUUUACCUCACGAACUGUCCUCUCAUGUCACUCCCAGUGAAGAGAAUUGGCAGAAAGUAUUUCAAAAUCUGAAGAGGCAUAGUUUGAGUAAUUUUAGACCAUUUAUGUCGUCUCUUAAAGAAGGUGACUGGCUCACGGAGUGAUCACUCAUCCCUGUUGGACUUUGGUUCUGUGGUGCAGAUGGAGCGUAGGACUCAGGUGUCUGGGCCAGAGUGAGCGAAGCCUGAGGCCCAAGAUGGAGAAGAAACGAAGAAAGAAAUGAAAGCCUCUUUUCAGGCCAAACCACAAAAGGCCAUGAAAUUUAACUUUUAUUUACCUUGGACUAGACUGUAAAAUGGCCGAUCAGUAAUGUUUCAGCUUUUAGCUGAAACAAAAAUUAACUUAUAAUCAAGGAAGAAAAAAGUGCGAUUUGAAUUUAUGCGAUUUUAUGACCAUAUUCACUCAUGACCAUGAAGCUUGUCCACAUCUGGCUGCUUCUGCUGGUGGUUUUGCUCUGUGGGAAGAAACAUCUGGGUGACAGACUGGAAAAGAAAUCUUUUGAAAAGGCCCCAUGCCCUGGCUGUUCCCACCUGACCUUGAAGGUGGAGUUCUCCUCAACAGUUGUGGAAUAUGAGUAUAUCGUGGCUUUCAAUGGGUACUUUACAGCCAAAGCUAGAAAUUCAUUUAUUUCAAGCGCCCUGAAGAGCAGUGCAGUCGACAACUGGAGAAUUAUACCUCGAAACAAUCCAUCCAGUGACUACCCUAGUGAUUUUGAGGUGAUUCAGAUAAAAGAAAAACAGAAAGCGGGGCUGCUAACACUUGAAGACCAUCCAAACAUCAAACGGGUAACACCCCAACGGAAAGUCUUUCGUUCCCUCAAGUAUACAGAGUCUGACCCCGCCGCGCCCUGCAACGAGACCCGCUGGAGCCAGAAGUGGCAGUCGUCCCGCCCCCUGCGCAGGGCCAGCCUCUCCCUGGGCUCGGGUUUCUGGCACGCCACCGGGAGACACUCGAGCAGACGGCUGCUCAGGGCCAUCCCGCGCCAGGUCGCCCAGACGCUGCAGGCCGACGUGCUGUGGCAGAUGGGCUACACAGGUGCUAACGUAAGGGUUGCCGUUUUUGACACCGGGCUGAGUGAGAAGCAUCCCCACUUCAAAAACGUGAAGGAGAGAACCAACUGGACCAACGAGCGAACCCUGGACGACGGGCUGGGCCAUGGCACGUUCGUGGCGGGUGUGAUAGCCAGCAUGAGGGAGUGCCAGGGGUUUGCUCCGGAUGCAGAACUUCAUAUUUUCAGGGUCUUUACCAACAACCAGGUCUCCUACACGUCCUGGUUCCUGGACGCCUUCAACUACGCCAUCCUGAAGAAGAUCGAUGUGCUGAACCUGAGCAUCGGGGGCCCCGACUUCAUGGACCACCCGUUCGUCGACAAGGUGUGGGAAUUAACAGCUAACAACGUCAUCAUGGUUUCUGCUAUCGGCAAUGACGGGCCUCUUUAUGGCACUCUGAAUAACCCUGCUGAUCAGAUGGAUGUGAUCGGAGUGGGCGGCAUUGACUUUGAGGACAACAUCGCCCGCUUCUCAUCGCGGGGAAUGACCACCUGGGAGCUGCCAGGAGGCUAUGGCCGCAUGAAGCCUGACAUUGUCACCUACGGCGCUGGAGUGAGGGGCUCCGGCGUGAAAGGCGGGUGCCGGGCGCUCUCGGGGACCAGCGUGGCUUCCCCAGUGGUGGCAGGUGCUGUCACCUUGCUGGUGAGCACAGUCCAGAGACGGGAGCUGGUGAACCCGGCCAGCAUGAAGCAGGCCCUGAUUGCAGCAGCCCGGAGGCUGCCCGGCGUGAAUAUGUUUGAGCAAGGCCACGGCAAGCUGGACCUCCUCAGAGCCUACCAGAUCCUCAGCAGCUACAAGCCACAGGCCAGUUUGAGCCCCAGCUACAUCGAUCUGACCGAGUGUCCCUACAUGUGGCCCUACUGCUCCCAGCCCAUCUACUACGGAGGGAUGCCAACGAUCGUCAACGUCACCAUCCUCAACGGCAUGGGUGUCACAGGAAGAAUCGUAGACAAGCCCGAGUGGCAGCCCUACUUACCGCAGAACGGAGACAGCAUCGAGGUGGCUUUCUCUUACUCCUCAGUGCUGUGGCCUUGGUCGGGCUACCUGGCCAUUUCCAUCUCCGUCACCAAGCAGGCCGCCUCCUGGGAAGGUGUCGCGCAGGGGCACGUCACAGUCACCGUGGCUUCCCCGGCGGAGGUGGACUCAAACAGUGGUGCAGAACAGACUUCAACAGUGAAGCUCCCAAUUAAGGUGAAGAUAAUCCCCGCUCCUCCUCGAAGCAAGAGGGUUCUCUGGGACCAGUACCACAACCUGCGCUACCCGCCCGGCUACUUCCCCAGGGAUAACCUGAGGAUGAAGAACGACCCUUUGGACUGGAAUGGUGACCACAUCCACACCAACUUCAGGGACAUGUAUCAGCACUUGAGAAGCAUGGGCUACUUCGUCGAAGUCCUCGGCUCCCCCUUCACGUGCUUUGACGCCAGUCAGUAUGGAACGCUGCUCAUGGUGGACAGCGAGGAGGAGUACUUCCCCGAGGAGGUGGCCAAGCUCCGGAGGGACGUGGGCAACGGCCUCUCGCUCAUCGUCUUCAGCGACUGGUACAACACGUCCGUGAUGAGGAAGGUCAAGUUUUACGACGAAAACACAAGGCAGUGGUGGAUGCCAGACACCGGAGGAGCCAACAUCCCAGCCCUGAAUGAGCUGCUGUCGGUCUGGAACAUGGGAUUCAGCGAUGGCCUGUACGAGGGGGACUUCACCUUGGCAAACCAUGACAUGUAUUACGCGUCGGGCUGCAGCAUUGCUAAAUUCCCAGAAGAUGGCAUAGUGAUAACACAGACGUUUAAGGACCAAGGAUUGGAGGUCUUAAAGCAGGAAGCAGCGGUGGUUGAAAACGUCCCCAUUUUGGGGCUGUAUCAGAUCCCGACCGAGGGUGGAGGCCGGAUCGUGCUGUACGGAGACUCCAAUUGUUUGGAUGACAGUCACCGGCAGAAGGACUGCUUCUGGCUCCUGGAUGCGCUCCUGCAGUUCACGUCGUACGGGGUGACGCCCCCCAGCCUCAGCCACUCGGGCGCUCGGCAGCGCCCCCCCAGCGGAGCGCACUCGGUGGCUCCCGAGAGGAUGGAAGGGAACCACCUGCACCGGUACUCCAAGGUCCUUGAGGCCCGACUGGGAGGCCCUGAGCCUCGGGCACUGCCGGCCUGUCCGCACCUGUCGUGGGCCAAGCCACAGCCUUUGAAUGAGACGGCUCCCAGUAAUCUUUGGAAACACCAGAAGUUACUCUCCAUCGACCUGGACAAGGUGGUGUUACCCAGCUUCCGACCGAAUCGCCCUCAAGUGAGACCCUUGUCUCCGGGAGAGAGCGGAGCGUGGGACAUCCCUGGAGGGAUCAUGCCUGGCCGCUACAACCAGGAGGUGGGCCAGACCAUUCCCGUCUUCGCCUUCCUGGGAGCCAUGGUGGUCCUGGCCUUCUUCGUGGUGCAGAUCAACAAGGCCAAGAGCAGGCCAAAGCGGAGGAAGCCCAGGGUGAAGCGCCCACAGCUCGUGCAGCAGGUUCACCCACCAAAGGCCCCCUCGGUGUGACGUCCGCCCGGCUGGCUGUGAGCGCCAGGGAGCGCCUUCGAGGGUGGCCGCGGCGGGCGGGUGGAGCCGUGGGCUCCCGGGGUCCCCCUGCUCGAAACGCUCCGAGAGCCUGUGCUGAGCGGGCCUCCCCUGGCGAGGAGCGCAGGCUCACGGUGUGUCGUGCGGGGCGCGGGGACGCGGGAGGGCCCCGCGGGGCAGCCUGGAGUCAGACCUCGCCCUCGCGACCUCGCCGGCCACCCGUGCACCAAAGACUCGGACGACUUCUAAAGGCUGUCGGGGAGGAAACGGUUCUGACCAAGCUAGACGUGCUCCAUAAAGGCUAUUUUCUAUAUUUAUUGUUGGGGAAAAGUCACUUUAAAGACUUGUGCUGUAUGGAAGCAAAGCUAUUUUUUUUUGUCAACAGAACGCAGUUUUUUACUAUUACAUCAUGAGGAACUACACAGAUGCCGUGAUCUCCUUUUUGAUGAGAGGACAGACUGAGAUUUUGACAGAAACUUGCACAAAUCUGUGAAACAUAGCCCUUCGCUUUAUUUUUAUAAGUACCAACUGCCAUCGUGUUUUGUAAUUUGGGUCUUGGUUUCACCAUUAUUGGUGAAGAAAAUUUGCAAUAAAUACGCAUUACCUGUAUGAAGCUAAAAA